AUGGGGUAUAACAGGGGGUUAAAGUUUGGUACAGUGUUCACUAUAUUGAUAGUUUUAGUUGCAAUUUACUAUAGAAGUUCAGAGGAUAUUCUGCAGAAACGUUUGCAAGCUUUAAUUUAUGGCUUGGAAAAGCUUGAAAAUAAACACGUGAUGACUUCACGACCAACAGUUGCAAUAGGUUAUGGAAUGUGUACUGAUGUAUAUGUCAAUGCUAAAGAGUUAUUGAACUAUUCCGAACAAGUUGGACGACCACAACAUUUUAAUGAAAUUAAUACAGAGUUAGAACUUUUAAAAAGUUUCGCCUAUUAUUUUCGUCAUGGAGCUGCAGCAGAAAGAUACAUGGCGAAUAGGACAUUGUUUGAUGAGCUUGUUGCAAAAGCUCGUUCAUUUCCAUCUUCAUAUUCUACCAUUGGUGGUAAUGCAGCAAUUAUGGCAUUAAGGUUUGCAAGAGAAGGAUGUGAUGUAACACUUGCUGCAAAACUGACUAGAUCCCUUCAUCAAAUGAUGCCACAAGUUAUUAAUAUUGUAGGAGGUGAAUUAAAAAGAGAUGAUAUUCAUUUAGUAAUAGAAUAUAAACAUGGAGAUGUUUGGGGUCCAUAUUCAAGUGCUAGAGCUAAUAGGUAUAUAAUUCACAAUGAUGUCAAUAACCCAAAGAUUAGUUCUCUUGAUGCAUUUGAUAAACUUCUGUCAACAUACCAACCUAAUUUACUUGUUAUUAGUGGACUACAAAUGAUGGAUAAUUAUCCAUUCCCAAAUGGCGAUAGAGAAAAACUUUUAUACAAAGUAAAGAGGCAAAUGAUAAAUCAAUCUGUAUCAACUAAAAUUCAUUUUGAAAUGGCUUCAUUCGCGGAAGAUAAAUUACUUUUUGAACUAUGCAAUUCAAUUAUACCAUUUGCCGAUAGUAUAGGAAUGAAUGAGCAAGAAAUAGCUAAUUUGUACAAUGCAAUGUAUUAUGGAAAUAUUUCAUUAGUAGCAAAUUCAACGCCACGUAUAGCAACAGUCUUAGAUCAAAUGCGGACAUUAUUUAAAUUAUUACGUAUAAGAAAUAAGACUAUCAAUAAUUCUCGAGAAGUAACGAGAAUGCAUGUACAUACAUUAGCAUACCAAGCUAUACUUACUGUAAAAGGCUCUAUGUGGAAAAAUACAAUGGCUGCAGCAGCUAAAGCAUCACUGACAGCUCACAGACAUGUAUGUGCAACAAGUCAUAUCGAUAUUAAGAAAGCAGCGCUGAUUUUAGAUGAUAGUUUUUCUACAUCUCUUGUUGAUGGGACCCGGAUAGCAUUAAAUACUGAUAAACCAGUGUCGUGUUGGGAAGAAAUAUUAAAAAUAGAAAACAAAGAUAUUUCUAUUCAAGUAUGUGUGGCACCAGUAUUAGUUUGCACUGAAGCCGCGCAAACGGCUGGCGGUGGAGAUAAUAUUUCAAGCGCGGGUCUUGUAUUGCAGAUCUAAUAUACUUUGUAUGUUUUAAAAUAGUUGAAGAACACUAAAUUUUCGUACCAUUCUACUUUGACACUCACAGAGUGAAAUUAGACUUCAGUGCACAUCAGUUCUUAAAACUUAGAUCACAGUUCAUUCCAUGAGGUAUCAUUCCAAGAAACAACAUAUUUAUCAUUAUUUUCUGAUA
Molecule: messenger RNA, 1624 nt
Organism: Eufriesea mexicana
Lineage: Eukaryota; Metazoa; Arthropoda; Insecta; Hymenoptera; Apidae
Product: ADP-dependent glucokinase
Exons: 5
Coding region: 1-1449 (482 amino acids)
Biological process (GO): glucose metabolic process
Cellular component (GO): endoplasmic reticulum
Molecular function (GO): ADP-specific glucokinase activity
Source: RefSeq, a predicted model, not a curated record